Messenger RNA from Drosophila arizonae, 1738 nucleotides. RefSeq lists its product as uncharacterized. Lineage: Eukaryota; Metazoa; Arthropoda; Insecta; Diptera; Drosophilidae. The record is from RefSeq and is a predicted model, not a curated record.
UUACAAUGAAAGAAUAAUAUAUAUAAAAAUUUGAUAGAGAGAGAGAGCUCAGAAAGAAAUAGAGGAUAAUAGAACGGUUGAAUGGAGAAAUAGAUGCUGCAACAAGGAACGAAUGGAAAGAAAUAUGCAUAAAAUGGGGCGUGUGUGGCUGAGAUAGAAAGAGAAAAUGGAGCACAAGAUUACUCCAUUUCUGCAUAUAUUGCUACCCGGCCUUUACAGCCCUCUUACAGGGUAUUGGGUACAAUAAAACAAAUUGUUGUUGCUCGCGUAAUGCGUGCCUGGGGCAAUUACAGGCUUCGCCUGGCAGCCAGACGAGGGCAUCUUCAGCGCUAGUGGCGACAGUUUUCCUUAGACAGCAAUGGCAAGAAGUUGGCUUCCAUUUCUUUUUCUGCUGCUGCUCAGUGUGAGCGAGCCGACUGCAAAAGCAAACGUGGUAGACGAUGGCUUGAGGCUGGCAGGACAAAUGUUUGGCAUUAAUACGGCUGCAGAUGUGGCUAAUCUGGUGGCCAAGGCAUUUUCGCGGGUCUCCACGCGCAAGAGGCCAGAUUUGAUGAGCGUGCUGCAGCAGGGUAUCGAGUCCCAGCGUCAGCAGCAGUUGGAGCAGGAGGAAGAGCAGCAGCAGCAAGAAGAGKACAAUGCGGAACAGGAAACCGAGCAAGAGAAUGCACAAGAGUCGCCGCCCGUGGAUAGCGACACUCGCCGCCGACCCAUGCAGCUGAACACCGUGCAAAUGCUGACAAACAUGAUGCGCAUGAUUGGCUUCGAUCCACGCAAGCUGGGCGCACUGGCGCUCAAUGCAAUUGUGAUGAUUGCCCAAGCGAUCGGCAGCACGAUCAUGCAGGCAACUCGGGGCGGUAGCGGCAACAAUUCAAACACUGGACCCGAGGCGCUCUUCGAGCCCAACGAGCAUCAGCCGCGCUCUCUGUCGCCCGGCAGCCCCAUCGAUUGGUUUCUGAAACGUCCGGGCGCCCAUACCCAGCGUAUGCUGCGUCGCAUCAUGGACCGCCAGCUGCCCGAGCACAUUGUCGACAUGAUUGAGGCCAAGGAGACGGCGGAUGGCAACGAAGCUGCCUGCCUAAAGCUGCUCAUGUGCAAGAGCUCGCCCAUCAUUUGGGGCAUGCAGAACUCGCUGGAGAAGCGCUUGGCUGGCGAGCAGGAGGAGUACGACGACCAGAGCUACAUGAAUGCGAAUGCAUUCUUCAAAUAUAUGCCCAGCCUGGAUGAGUUCAGGCAGCACGGCGAGAGCUGUGAGUCGCGCUUUGCCAAACAUUGUCCACGCAAUGGCACAUUGAAGACGGCCUAAGAAAUACCAAAUAUUUUAUUCUAGAUUGAUGCAAUCGAAAUUUCCCAAUGUUUUUGUUUUUUACUUAGUUUUAGUUUACGUUUAGUUGCCGUCAAUAAAUCAAUAAUUUGUUUUAUAAUUAAAUGCAACCUUUGUGUCUGGGCGAUAAGCGCCGUCUCUAGGGUAGAUCUAAUGUUCCAUGAAACGACCUCUAAAAUAUUAGAUUAUAUGAUCUGUCUGUGGCUUACAUGUAAUAUACCUGACUUUGUCAACCUUCCGACUUUGCUUUGGAUUAGACGCUAUCGCCACGAUAAGCAUCACCCAAUAACUCAGCGUUUGUUCAUUAAAAUUAUCUACAAAUGGGUUAACUACUAAGUACCCACGUCCUACACUGGGUUGAACACCCCCAAACGGUAUUGUCAUCAUGACGAAAUAAUUAUUUUUGCGUAGUAAUAA